GUGGCCGCGCAGGCUCGGCGGGGCGGCGGCACCGACUGACAGAGGGUCGGAAGGACUGAGGGACGGGCGGGCGCACGGCCAGGCCAUGCCUGGGGAGGCUGCCCGCGCCGAGCUGCUGCUGCCCGAGGCGGACGGACCCGGGCCCCGCACAGAUCUGUCCUGCGAUGCAGCUGCUGCCACCACCAUCCUGGGAGGGGACCGGCGGGAGCCCUGUGCUCUGACCCCAGGGCCCAGCCACCUGGCCCUCACGUUCCUGCCCAGCAAGCCGGGCGCCCGGCCCCAGCCUGAGGGAGCCAGCUGGGAUGCAGGGCCUGGUGGGGCACCCUCAGCCUGGGCAAAUCCAGGGGAGGGCGGCCCGAGCCCCAUGCUCCUCCCUGAGGGCCUGUCUUCCCAGGCUCUGUCCACCGAGGCUCCUCUCCCGGCCACCCUGGAGCCCCGGAUUGUGAUGGGAGAGGAGACGUGCCAAGCCCUCCUGUCACCCAGGGCUGCCCGGACAGCGCUCAGGGACCGGGAGGGUGGGCAUGCAAGCCCAGACCCACCCCCCGAGUUGUGUUCUCAGGGUGAUCUUUCUGUGCCUUCCCCUCCCCCAGACCCUGAUUCCUUCUUUACACCUCCCUCCACCCCCACCAAGACCACCUAUGCCCUGCUUCCCGGCUGUGGGCCCCUUGGAGAUGCGGGGGACUCAGAGGCUGAGCUGUGGGAUGAGCUGCUGGACUCGCCCCCGCCUUCACCCUCGGGCUCCUACAUUACGGCCGAUGGGGACAGCUGGGCCUCUUCACCCUCCUGUUCCCUCAGCCUGCUGGCUCCAGCUGAAGGGCUGGACUUCCCCUCAGGCUGGGGCCUGUCCCCCCAGGGGUCCAUGGCGGAUGAACGAGAGCUGCACCCUGCCGGAACCCCAGAGCCCCCCUCCUCUGAGUCCAGCCUCUCUGCAGACAGCAGCUCCUCCUGGGGCCAGGAGAGCCACUUCUUUGACCUGGACUUCCUGGCCAAUGACCCGAUGAUCCCUGCAGCCCUCCUACCCUUCCAGGGCAGCCUCAUCUUCCAGGUGGAGGCAGUGGAGGUGACACCGCUAUCCCCAGAGGAAGAAGAGGAGGCUGUGGCGGAUCCCGACCCAGGUGGGGACCUGGCUGGGGAGGGUGAGGAGGACAGCACGUCCGCCUCCUUCCUGCAGUCGCUGUCUGACCUGUCCAUCACGGAGGGCAUGGAUGAGGCCUUUGCCUUCCGAGACGACACCUCUGCAGCCUCCUCUGAUUCAGACUCAGCCUCCUACACAGAGGCAGAUGACGAGAGGCUGUACAGCGGGGAGCCCCAUGCCCAGGCCACCCUCCUCCAGGACAGUGUCCAGAAGACAGAGGAGGAGAGCGGAGGUGGGGCCAAGGGGCUGCAGGUUCAGGAAGGGACUAUGUCCUGGGCCCUGGAGGCUGCACCUCAGACCUCAGACAGAGGGGCCCAUCUCUCCCAGAGACAGGAAUCGAUCUCAGAAGUAACAGAAGAGGGCCUUGCUUUAGGCCAGGAGUCCACUGCCACUGUGACCCCUCACACUCUGCAGGUAGCCCCAGGCCUCCAGGUGGAGGCGGCUACCAGGGUGACCCCUCAGGCUGGGGAGGAAAAAGCAGACUCCACCACUGGACAAGCAUCUGCUGCCAUGGCAAUGCCUCAGCCCUCCCAGGAGGGCAUCAGCGAGAUCUUAGGCCAAGAGUCUGUCACUGCAGAAAAACUUCCAACUCCACAGGAAGAAACAAGCCUCACAUUGUGUCCAGACUCUCCUCAGAACUUGAAGGAAGAAGGAGGGCUGGACCUCCCCUCUGGCCCAAAGCCUGUAGCUGCAGCCUCACUUAUGCCCCAGCAGGCUGAAGAGGACCUCACCUUACCCCAGGACCCCGCUGUGACACCACCUCUGCCUCUGCAAGACAUGGAUCUCUCGUCAGCCCCAAAGCCUGUGGCUGCAGCCACAACUGUCCCCAGGAAGGCUGAAGAGGACCUCACCUUACCCCAGAGCCCCGCUGUGACACCACCUCUGCCCCUACAAGACACAGAUCUCUCGUCAGCCCCGAAGCCUGUAGGUGCAGCCUCGCUUGUGCCCCAGCAGGCUGAAGAGGACCCCACCUUACCCCAGGACCCCACUAUUAUACCACCUCUGCCUCUACAAGACACAGAUCUCUCGUCAGCCCCGAAGCCUGUGGCUGCAGCCACGACUGUCCCCAGGCAGGCUGAAGAGGACCUCACCUUACCCCAGGACCCCACUAUUAUACCACCUCUGCCCCUACAAGACACAGAUCUUUCGUCAGCCCCGAAGCCUGUAGAUGCAGCCUCGCUUGUGCCCAGGCAGGCUGAAGAGGACCCCACCUUACCCCAGGACCCCGCUGUGACACCACCUCUGCCCCUACAAGACACAGAUCUCUCGUCAGCCCCGAAGCCUGUGGCUGCAGCCACGAUUGUCCCCAGGCAGGCUGAAGAGGACCUCACCUUACCGCAGGACCCCACUAUUAUACCACCUCUGCCCCUACAAGACACAGAUCUCUCGUCAGCCCCGAAGCCUGUGGCUGCAGCCACGACUGUCCCCAGGCAGGCUGAAGAGGACCUCACCUUACCCCAGGACCCCACUAUUAUACCACCUCUGCCCCUACAAGACACAGAUCUUUCGUCAGCCCCGAAGCCUGUAGAUGCAGCCUCGCUUGUGCCCAGGCAGGCUGAAGAGGACCCCACCUUACCCCAGGACCCCGCUGUGACACCACCUCUGCCCCUACAAGACACAGAUCUCUCGUCAGCCCCGAAGCCUGUGGCUGCAGCCACGAUUGUCCCCAGGCAGGCUGAAGAGGACCUCACCUUACCCCAGGACCCCGCUGUGACACCACCUCUGCCCCUACAAGACACAGAUCUCUCGUCAGCCCCGAAGCCUGUGGCUGCAGCCACGAUUGUCCCCAGGCAGGCUGAAGAGGACCUCACCUUACCGCAGGACCCCACUAUUAUACCACCUCUGCCCCUACAAGACACAGAUCUCUCGUCAGCCCCGAAGCCUGUGGCUGCAGCCACGAUUGUCCCCAGGCAGGCUGAAGAGGACCUCACCUUACCGCAGGACCCCACUAUUAUACCACCUCUGCCCCUACAAGACACAGAUCUCUCGUCAGCCCCGAAGCCUGUGGCUGCAGCCACGACUGUCCCCAGGCAGGCUGAAGAGGACCCCACCUUACCCCAGGACUCUGCUAUGACACCACCUCUGGCUCUGCAAGACACAGGCCCCACCUCAGGUCCAGAGCCUCUGGCUGUGGCCACCCCUCAGACCUUGCAGGCAGAAGCAGGCUGCACCCCAGGGACAGAGCCUGUGGCCACCAUGGCUCAGCAGGAAGUAGGUGCGGCCUUAGGCCCCAGGCCAGCACCUGAGGAGAAGAAUGCAGCCCUCUCUAGAGUACCGGAGCCUGCAGCCUUGGACCAGGUCCAACGGGAUGACCCACAGCCAGCUGCAGAAGCUGGGACACCUUGGGCCGCACAGGAAGAUGCGGAUUCGACUUUGGGCAUGGAGGCCCUCUGUCUCCCUGAGCCUGCCUCUGGUGCUGGGGAGGAAGUAGCAGAAGCCCUUUCUAGGCCUGGAUGGGAAGCAUGUCUGGAAGCCCUAGUGCACACAAGUGAUGGGGCUAAGCCUGACUCACCCCAAAAGGAGACCCUGGAGGUUGAGAACCAGCAGGGAGGAGGCCUCAAGCCACAGGCACAGGAACAUGGACCCGGGUCAACACUUGGAGGUGCAGGGGAGGUCCCCGAGACACCUCCUGCUGCCUGCCCUGAGGUCAGCCAGGCCUGGCUCCUGAGCCCAGCCAGGGAAGGAAGAGGCCUGAGUGGCAAGUCCACACUGGAGCCCACGCUUCCCUCAGCUGUGGCCACAGAGGCCAGUCUGGACUCCUGCCCAGAAUCUUCAGUAGGGGCUGUGUCCAGGCUGGACAGAGGCUGCCCUGACGCACCUGCCCCCACAUCUGCACCAACCUCCCAGCAGCCGGAGCCUGUGCUGGGAGGCUGCCCUGAUGCACCUGCCCCGAUGUCUACACCAACCUCCCAGCAGCUGGAGCCUGUGCUGGGUCUGGGCAGUGUUGAGCGACCCCACAAAGCACCCAGUGUCCUUGGCCCCCUCUUGCUGCAGCCCCCAGAAAACCUUGGCAAGGGUCUGCCCAGCGCACCCCCGGACAGGCCCCUGGGCCCUGAUCUUUCUGCUCCUGGUACCCUUGCUGGGGCAGCCCUACCCCCACUGGAGCCCCCAGCCCCCUGUCUGUGCCAGGACCUCCAGAAAGACUCCGUGGAAGAAGAGGAGCCCCCAGGCUCUCUGGGCCUCCCAACGCCCCAGGCAGGAGCCCAGCCUGCCGCUGCUGCUGUCUCAGGAACCACACAGCCUCUGGGGACUGGGCCGCGAGUCAGCCUCUUGCCUCACUCCCCGCUCCUCAGCCCCAAGGUGGCCUCCAUGGAUGCCAAAGACCUGGCCUUGCAGAUCUCGCCGCCUUGCCAAGUGCCUCCUCCCUCUGGGCCCCAGAGCCCAGCUGGCCCUCAAGGGCUCUCGGCCCCCGAGCAGCAAGAGGAUGAGGACAGCCUGGAGGAAGACUCGCCUCGGGCCCUGGGCUCGGGUCAGCAUUCGGAUAGCCACGGGGAGUCGUCAGCCGAGCUGGACGAGCAGGACAUCUUGGCUCCUCAGACCGCGCAGUGUCCAGCCCAGGCCCCAGCAGGCAGCAGUGAGGAGACCAUCGCCAAAGCCAAGCAGAGUCGCAGUGAGAAGAAGGCCCGAAAGGCAAUGUCAAAGCUGGGCUUGCGGCAGAUUCAGGGAGUCACCAGGAUCACCAUCCAGAAGUCCAAGAACAUCCUCUUUGUCAUCGCCAAGCCUGAUGUCUUCAAGAGCCCAGCCUCAGACACUUAUGUGGUCUUUGGCGAGGCCAAGAUUGAGGACCUGUCCCAGCAAGUGCACAAAGCUGCAGCGGAGAAGUUUAAGGUGCCCUCAGAGCCCUCGGCCUUGGUCCCUGAGUCAGCACCCAGGCCCCGGGUGAGGCUGGAGUGCAAGGAAGAGGAAGAGGAGGAGGAGGAAGAGGUGGACGAGGCGGGGCUGGAACUGCGUGACAUUGAGCUGGUGAUGGCGCAGGCCAAUGUGUCCAGGGCCAAGGCCGUGCGGGCUCUGAGAGACAACCACAGUGACAUUGUCAACGCCAUCAUGGAACUGACCAUGUAGCCACUGACCGGAAGCUGGAGCCAUCCUACGCCUUCCCUCAGCUCUGCUACUCAAUAAAUUGGUGUCCCUCCAUUGCC
This is a messenger RNA of Macaca mulatta (Rhesus monkey), 5274 nucleotides long. It is a transcript of the gene NACAD, whose product is annotated as NAC alpha domain containing. The record is from RefSeq and is a predicted model, not a curated record. Gene Ontology annotation, cellular component: nascent polypeptide-associated complex. Lineage: Eukaryota; Metazoa; Chordata; Mammalia; Primates; Cercopithecidae.